AUGUAUAAGCUGGUCUCCUGCUGUUUGCUUUUCAUAGGAUGCUUAAAUCCUCUCUUGUCUCUUCCUGUCCUUGACUCCAGGGAAGAGUCCUGGCAGCUCUCAGCCCCAGAAGAUGUCAGAUCAGCUCUGGAUGAACUGGAAAGAGCUUCCCUUCUGCAGAUGCUGCCAGAGAUGUCCGGUGCAGAGACAGGAGAUGGUCUUAGGAAAGCAGAUCCCAGUACCAACAUUUUUUACCCAAGAGGAAGUGUGAGAAAAUUUCAGGCUUUCUCUGGACAAGAUCCUAACAUUUUACUGAGUCACCUUUUGGCCAGAGUCAGGAAACAAUACAAGAAACGCGGAACGCCCUCCGAAUGCUUCUGGAAAUACUGUGUCUAA
This is a messenger RNA of Hippopotamus amphibius kiboko, 375 nucleotides long. RefSeq names its product urotensin 2 (gene UTS2). The transcript has 4 exons. Gene Ontology annotation, biological process: blood vessel diameter maintenance; regulation of blood pressure. Gene Ontology annotation, cellular component: extracellular region. The coding region runs from base 1 to 375 and encodes 124 amino acids. Lineage: Eukaryota; Metazoa; Chordata; Mammalia; Artiodactyla; Hippopotamidae. The record is from RefSeq and is a predicted model, not a curated record. Gene Ontology annotation, molecular function: hormone activity.